GAAUACAUUUCUUUCUAAACCACGGAAGCCUUCGUAAAUUUCAAUGCUUAUUUUUUCCAUCUUCUCUGUUUCUUUCAUCCCCGCCAUCUUAUUUGAUUCGCUUCUUCUGCAAGAAAACUAAUCACAAUUCUCUCUAAUCUCACGCCGGAGAUCCAAUUUCACCCUCAUAUUUGCGGCCGUCGGAAGGAAUCUCCAUCACCCUUGUAUCAGUCGACGCUUUCUACAGUCGGCUCAAUUUUUUUUAUCAUGAAUCCCGAGUACGAUUACUUGUUCAAGCUUUUGCUGAUUGGAGAUUCAGGAGUUGGCAAAUCUUGUCUUCUGCUUAGGUUUGCUGAUGAUUCAUAUCUUGACAGUUAUAUCAGCACAAUCGGUGUGGACUUUAAAAUUCGCACCGUUGAUCAGGACGGAAAGACCAUUAAGCUUCAAAUUUGGGACACUGCUGGACAAGAAAGGUUCAGGACGAUUACUAGUAGCUACUAUCGUGGGGCUCAUGGCAUUAUAAUAGUUUACGAUGUUACUGACCUAGAAAGUUUCAAUAAUGUUAAGCAAUGGUUGAGUGAAAUUGACCGCUAUGCAAGUGACAAUGUAAACAAACUUCUAGUCGGUAACAAGUGUGACCUUGCUGAGAGCAGGGUUGUGUCAUUUGAUACCGCAAAGGAAUUUGCUGAUGAAAUUGGCAUUCCAUUCAUGGAAACAAGUGCCAAAGACGCUACCAAUGUGGAGCAAGCUUUCAUGGCCAUGUCUGCUGAUAUCAAGAACAGGAUGGCAAGUCAGCCUUCAACCAACAAGAGGCCACCUACUGUGCAGAUCAAAGGGCAACCAAUUGGCCAAAAGGGUGGCUGCUGCUCAUCUUAGGUUAUUCUUUCCCUUUGUUUAAACUACCAUCCUGCCCAUAAAUCAAUCCUUUGCUUUUCAUAUCAUUUGAAGUCUUUAUUAUUAUUAUUAUUAUUGAUUGGGUUGUAUCCAUUGUAAAGAUUGUUUACUGCUAGUGAUUAAAUGCCUGCAGUUCCAAUCUACUGCAACCAGAAAAUCCAUUUUUGUUUUGUUUGUUUAGAUGGGGGAACAUUUUGGCAGACUUAUAAUCCAAUUUCAAAUAAUGUACCAAUUUUGGGUAGUCAUUUCACUUC
Messenger RNA from Cynara cardunculus var. scolymus (artichoke), 1127 nucleotides. Its product is annotated as ras-related protein RABD2a-like. Bases 247 to 855 code for a protein of 202 amino acids. Gene Ontology annotation, molecular function: GTP binding; GTPase activity. The transcript has 8 exons. Lineage: Eukaryota; Viridiplantae; Streptophyta; Magnoliopsida; Asterales; Asteraceae. The record is from RefSeq and is a predicted model, not a curated record.